CUUACCUCCUUUGUCUGUGUAUCUAACACGAUUGUUUGUGAGGGCACAGAGAAAAUUAUGGGUGGUGUAACCAAAUUAUGCAACUCUGAAGUUGCUUACCUUGACUCAAUUAAUGACGACCUUGAGAUGCCUAGCAAUAGCAAUAGCAAUAGCAUGCAUCAUCUCACAAACCCACUGAUCCCUCAACAAAACAGACACAAACCAACUAACAAUACCAAUACCAAUAUCAAUACCAAUACCCAUUUCUCCUUAGCCAUUAAAGAGGCCUUUUCCAUUUUCCAAAUUGCCUUCCCCAUGGUCCUCACCAGCCUCCUCCUAUACUCCCGCUCCCUCAUCUCCAUGCUCUUCCUCGGCCGUCUCGGGGAGCUCCCCCUCGCUGGCGGUUCCCUUGCCAUCGGCUUCGCCAACAUCACAGGCUACUCCAUUCUCUCUGGCCUUGCCAUGGGCAUGGAGCCCAUCUGCGGCCAAGCCUUCGGUGCCAAAAGGUUCAACCUUCUCGGCCUCGCCUUGCAGAGGACCAUCCUUCUCCUCACCUUUGCUUCAAUCCCCAUUUCACUUCUUUGGUUCAACGUCAAGAACAUCCUUCUCCUUUGCAAACAGGACGCCUCCAUUGCCUCCCAAGCCCAAUUGUUCCUUCUCUACUCUGUUCCUGACCUUUUCGCUCAAUCCCUCAUCCACCCUCUUCGAAUUUACCUCCGAACUCAAUCCANUCUUUUCGCCCAGUCCCUCAUCCACCCUCUUCGAAUUUACCUCCGAACUCAAUCCAUAACGCUCCCCCUCACUUUCUGCGCCACUUUUUCUAUCCUUCUCCACAUACCCAUCAAUUACUUUCUCGUUUCCUAUCUCAAUUUUGGUAUUAGAGGAGUUGCUAUAGCAGGGGUUUGGACCAAUUUCAACCUCGUCGCUUCUUUGAUCCUUUACAUACUAAUUUUCAACGUCCACAAGGAAACAUGGGGAGGCUUCUCUCUCGAAUGCUUCAAAGAAUGGGGAAACCUUCUCAAUUUGGCAAUCCCAAGCUGCGUCUCGGUCUGCCUCGAGUGGUGGUGGUACGAAAUCAUGAUCCUCCUCUGUGGCCUAUUACUAAACCCCAAAGCCACCGUGGCUUCCAUGGGCAUUUUGAUUCAAACCACAGCAUUGAUUUACAUAUUCCCUUCGUCGCUGAGCUUCAGCGUGUCCACCAGGGUGGGGAACGAGUUGGGGGCAGAGCAGCCAAAGAAGGCCAAAUUAGCAGCCAUUGUCGGGCUAUCUUGCAGCUUCGUACUGGGGAUUAUGGCUCUGUUUUUCGCAGUGUCCAUAAGGAAAAUAUGGGCGAGUAUGUUCACAGAGGAUAAAGAGAUCAUAGCAUUGACGUCCAUGGUGCUGCCCAUAAUAGGCCUCUGCGAGCUCGGGAACUGCCCACAGACGACAGGGUGCGGCGUUUUGAGAGGGACAGCGAGGCCCAAAAUAGGAGCCAAUAUAAAUUUAGGGUGUUUUUAUUUGGUGGGGAUGCCGGUAGCGGUAGGGCUAGCAUUUUACGGUGGGUUUGAUUUCAGGGGGCUAUGGCUGGGGCUCCUGGCGGCGCAGGGGUGCUGUGCGGCGGUGAUGUUGGUGGUUUUGGGAUUUACAGAUUGGGAGCUAGAGGCAAUUAGAGCUAGGAAGCUAACCGGUGGUGGUGGCGAUGAAGUGGUGGAAGCUGAGUCAAUUGAACCUAAAAACAAGCAAGAUUGGUGCUAAUAUCACAGAUUAUCAAAAUUAAAUUUGUGACAUAGAUGAUGAAGCUGAUGACAAAAUCUA
This is a messenger RNA of Cucurbita pepo subsp. pepo (vegetable marrow), 1773 nucleotides long. RefSeq names its product protein DETOXIFICATION 49. The record is from RefSeq and is a predicted model, not a curated record. Gene Ontology annotation, molecular function: xenobiotic transmembrane transporter activity; antiporter activity. Gene Ontology annotation, biological process: xenobiotic detoxification by transmembrane export across the plasma membrane. Gene Ontology annotation, cellular component: membrane. Lineage: Eukaryota; Viridiplantae; Streptophyta; Magnoliopsida; Cucurbitales; Cucurbitaceae.